Microstroma glucosiphilum is the source of this 3476-nucleotide messenger RNA. RefSeq lists its product as hypothetical. Bases 211 to 3405 code for a protein of 1064 amino acids. NCBI's taxonomy places the organism in Eukaryota, Fungi, Basidiomycota, Exobasidiomycetes, Microstromatales, Microstromataceae. The transcript has a single exon. The record is from RefSeq and is a predicted model, not a curated record. Gene Ontology annotation, molecular function: zinc ion binding.
UCGCCGUCCAGUCGUGAACCUCUCACCUUGCCAUCACACCAGUGAAAGCCUCUCAUACAUCCUUCAGAUCCCUCAACACCUUCCCAACCCCUGCUCCACUUCACUCAGUCACUCGGUGUCUCCUUUUGUGCCUCUCUCGUCGGCUUUCUCCAGCAAGCCAGACAUCGGCUGGUCCGGUGGCGAGGUACGGCCUCCUCUCACUAAGCGGCUAUGUCCUCGAAUGCAGAUCGCAAUUCAUCCCGAGGCGUGGCAGACACCAGUGGCUCUCAUCCAAGCCGAUCCUCCUCGUCUAUCGCCUCCUCAUCCCGACUGCCACCUCUCUCACCUGAGCCAGAGCCUACGACGGACAAGAAGCGUCACCGAGAAAGUGGGACACCAGAGGAGAGCUCGUACGGGUCUGAGCAGAGCUCUUCGCAGAGGCAGCGUCUGAACGAUGGUUCCCGUAGAAACAGAAGCACCGUCACGGAGGCCAGUGCUGCCGCAAGGGCUGACAACAUCCCUCAGGCAGAUGCCCACACUAGCGUCGGCUCUUCGAGCUCUGGACAGCAACCCUACCUUUCCUACCUUCCGCCGGCAAAUCCCCCAUCCCUACCACUGAGUCCCAAUCCGCCAUCGCAAUCAUCCAGCACUUCACCGCCGCGGGUACGGCGUCCACCGGUAUCACAGUCGGCUUGGUCGGCUCUGCGAGAGCGGAUGGGCUCAUCUUCGUCAACAUUGUACGCAAGUCGGCCCUCGUUACCUCUUUCUGGUGCUGAACGCGUGUUGCCCUCGCCCGAUGUUCCUGGACAGAGCACCCGACAAGAGACGGACGCCUUUCCUCGUUCCCCUGGAAUACCUGUUGAUCACUCGGCUGCAAGAAGCUCUACCGAUCCUGUUGUCGCGGGCAAUCCACCCCGACCGGCGACUCAGCCGUCCUCUUCACGCUGGGGACCUGGUGCUGUUGUCGGAGCUCUCAUGUCCGAUAUCUUAGGUUUCACCGCCAGAACUGGCAACGCCUUGCCUGGUCCUGGCCCACACGCUAGACCUGCGCAGGUAAACCCCGGCACAAGCACAACAAGUACAUCAGCGCCUGCUCCUGUUCCUCGGCCCCCAGUCCGGCCGCCAUACCAUCGCGGCUGGCCUACCAUGGCCCCACCCCCGCCGUUUACGCCACCAGGCGGCAGCCGCCCCACUAAUCAGGCUGCUGUUCCCGCCCGUUUCUUUGGCCUUGGAGGGACCAGCAUCAUCGUUCAGGGAGCGAUGGUGGCGAGAUUGAAUCGAACGGAGGUCGAGUCCACGGGCGGGACAGCGAAUUCGGAAGCCACUGCAGGACCUAGAAACGAAUUCGCGCCCGUGGACGGUGGCAUUGGGUCAGAGAGAAGCAGUCGAUAUGAAGCGCCAGAGACCUCGGACGCAAACACUGGCACAAACAUUCCGACUUGGGGCGAUGCCCAGGCGAGCAUGCUGACCAGGCUUCUGUCGAUUGCUGCUGCUGCAACUGCUUCCUCGCUUGUGUCCCCUCCAGCAGUGUCAGCAGUAGGCGUGAGAGCUGAGUUGGCCAACCCUCCGGGACUUCCGGCAGAUGGCCUACGAGCACAACGAAGCCAGAUGUCAGCUGGCAUAUCUGCGGGUGCCUUUCAUCCUCCUACCUCAGCAUCCGGCGGUGGCGGCGGCUCUGAAGGUGUAAUGCCAUCUUGGGUCUCACAUCAACGCGGCGAGCCCCACAAUAGCAGUAGACUGAGGCGAUCCAUCGCCUCCCUGACUUCCCGCGUCUUUGGUCGCUUCUCCUCCCAGCAAGGCCUGGAUCAGACGCGUUUGCCUGGGGACGGUGCUGCUCAGACAUCCUCCACUGCCGGCAUUACCAAUACCAGCGAUGACGAAGCGAACGAAGUAGAUUCUUCACUGGGCGCCGGCUCGAGGUCAUACCCUGCAGGUCGCGACCACAAUGGCAGUAGUACGAACAAUACCGAUGACAGCGAUGCCAGGCGUGCUCUGUCGAUGAGUGAGAUGCUUCAGGAGGCGAUGAGAGAGGGCAAUGCACCGGAUACCGCUUCCAGCACAGCGGCCAAUGGGUCGUCGGAGCCUAGGGCAGCGACGGCUGCUGGCGUCAACAAUGCCAACGCGGCACGCACUGCUACAGCUGCACCUGUUCCUCCUCAGCCCUCACCGGCAGCAUAUCUAGCAGGAGUCCUCACGGCCGCAAGAGAGAAUCGUCUGCAGCGAGGCCCCGAAGGCUCCUUCGAACGAUGGUUGUACGACUUGUCUGACGACCUUGAUCAUGCAGUUCGAACCAUGAUAACCACUCAGGUGUCGCAAGGGUCAUUGAACGCCACAGCGGUAGGUGUAGACGGAGAGGACUCCGAUCUUGCUGGUACUAAUGACUCUGAUCACAGGCACAGUGAUCAAGGUGCGCAGAGUAGACGAGCUCUUGAUGUGGAACAAGGCCAGCUCAGCUUCUUUCGUCUGUUUCGACUUGAUGGACGAGGCCCGCAGCCAUCGACGACCAACCACACAAGCACGACGGCGUCAGGCCCAGCCUCAGCGGCGUCUUCUGCCUCCGAAUUGCCUCCGAGGAAUGAACCGGGUCUGGUGCCUUGCGUUGUCGUUGGAGUCAGGUCUCUGUCCAUGACAACCCAACCGAUCACCCCGCAGCAUGCUGUAGAGCGCUUCAGAGGUCUGUUGGCCGGGACACCAACGGACUCUCCAGCAGGCCACGUACAUGAGCAGAGCACGGAACGUAAUGAUGGCACCACGACGUCCACCACCAGUGAGGACGGCUCUUCUGCCUCCAGGUCUGAUGAUCGCCCUUCGAGGGAUCAGAGCACAGCAACCAGCGCAAAUCAAAGUCAAGGUUCUCCCGCCACGGCAGACGUGGAGAGGGGCACAUCUGCAGAGCAGAACGACUCUUCACGCUUCCUCCUCUUCGUCUCGGGAGGCUUCUACCCUCCCGCGCAUCCCUUGCUCUCUACUCCUUCCAAUGUUGCAGCCCGCGACCUUAUGCUUCUGAUUGAAGUCCUCUCAAAUCUCAAUUCCGCAAACACCGCCAACGCCGCCUCGGACCAAAGCGCACGAGUGUCGAAAGAGGACUUAGAAAGGAGUGGGCCAAGCGUCAAGAAAUGGAUGGACAUCAAGGCCAGCGCUGUCGAAGUCGAUGCAAAGGAAGGCACGAAGACCGGCGAGGGCGGCAAAGGCCAGCUUGCGCCGCGGGCGGGCGAUCGUUGUGCAAUUUGUCUUGAAGAAUGGUUGGACGAAGAUGACGUUCGGAUUCUGGGCUGCCGGCACGCGUACCAUCAGGGCUGCGUCGACCAAUGGUUGUUGAGCAGCAGCAACUCUUGCCCCAUGUGUCGGCAAAUUGCAGUAGGGAAGAAUGGAAGGGACAGUUCGACCGCCACAGGGCAAGACUCCGCAGGUGCUGCAAGCACUUGAAAGAUUUGAGCAUCUAGUCAUCAUAUCCUUCUUCGUACACAAUAGACUACAUCCAGUAUGAGAUCUCUGCG